AUGGGUUGCAGGAGCUCAAAGGCAAAGGAGCCACAGGCUCAACCCGCGCAGAAGAAGCCGGAGGCCGCUAAGGCCCCCGCCCCCGCCGCCGCCGCUGCCAACUACACCGCCGCCCAAAAGACAUCGCCACAACAACCCGGCGAUGUGAAGAAGUUGGAAGUCGCCACGCCAGACGGCCGCGGCCCCCCAACGGCGAGACGAAAUGACGCCUCCGAGGUGAGUUCCCGCACGGGCCCACCAAAGAAGGUUGGCGGCCCCGGCGGCGAUAAUCGAACCCCGAGUCCCUCUGCCUUAUCUCAACAACAACAGCAGCAGCAGGAUGUGGAUGAGGAUGGGAAUCCGGUGGUGUUGCCAAAGGGAGAUUGGGUGCGGACGGAGGGAACACCGUUCUACUACUCCGAGAAGGAGAACUUGUACUUCCACCCGCCUAGCUGCCAGUUCUACGAUCCAACAAAUGAGAUGUGGUAUGAUCCCGAGAAGGAUGAGUGGUACCGCGAUGAAGAGGGUGAGGAGGAACAGCAGUAG
Messenger RNA from Trypanosoma theileri, 525 nucleotides. RefSeq lists its product as uncharacterized. Lineage: Eukaryota; Euglenozoa; Kinetoplastea; Trypanosomatida; Trypanosomatidae. The record is from RefSeq and is a predicted model, not a curated record. Bases 1 to 525 code for a protein of 174 amino acids. The transcript has a single exon.